AUGAUGGUUGUUCCACAAUCUCAAACAACAUCCAAUGAAUCAAGAUUAGAAUUAGAUAAAAAUAAGAAAAAUUACAUUAACACAUUAACUUUAUCUAAACGAUUAUCUGAUCGUUAUGCUGGUCAUCAUGCAUUAAAAAAUAUAUUCAAUCCAGAAACAUGUCGUUUACGUGAUAAAUUUAAACAAAUGUGUGAAACACUAUUACUCGAUGAUCCAAUUGAUUAUGGAUUAAAAAUUAUUGAUCUUCUAUGGCGUAAAGCUGCUUAUGAACCAAUACAAAUAUUUAAACGAUAUCGACAAGAAUACGAUGAAACAACAAUAAUAGAAAUUGAAAUAAUGUAUCGUAUGCAUUUAUUAUCUGUAUUUGGUUAUUAUUCAAAUCUAUUAAUUAAAUUUGUAUCGAUGAUAAAACCAUAUCGUAAUAUGAAUCAUUUUUUUGAUUUUAUUCAAUUAUUUAAUGAAAAUAAAUGUAUGUAUGACAAAUUUUUAUUUAAUAAAAUAUGUUCAUUUUGGAGUAGUUUAGCUGUUAAUUUAACGACAACAACGACAACAAAAAUUGAAAAUUUAGUUGAAUCAUUAUUAAAAGUUAUUCAUAAAUGUUUAGUUUGUUUGGGUGAUAUUAGUAGAUAUUUAAGUGAAUAUGAUGGUUGUAUACAAACAGCUGAAAAAUAUUAUACUAUGGCAGUAAUUCUUGAUCCUGAAAUUGGAAUGCCAUUGAAUCAAUUAGGAACUUUAUGUGGUCGAUCGAAUUGUAGUUGUGAUGCUGCGUUUUUCUAUUUACUUUGUUUGAGUGCAGUACAUCCAUUUGAUGGUGCUAAAGAUAAUUUACAAAUGCUUUUUGAACGUAAUGAAAAACGGUUUUUGGAAUUAAGUAAACAACAAACAAAAAAUCGAAAUGAUAAAACAAGUCAUCGUGAAAUUCGUCGUUUUCUUGUGGAAUUUUUACAUGUUGCUCAUCAAUUACUCGAAUCAAAUAAUAUUGGUCAUAUUCAAGAACUAGGUCAACAAACAUUAAAUGAUUUUAAUGCUUGUAUGUUUUAUCAAAAUGAUUCCAAUUUGUCUGAUGAUCUUGUCUUUAAAUUAUUGUCCAUAUCAAUGAUGCUUGUUGAUCGUAUUCAACGUAUACGUAGUCGAACAGUUAAACAGACAAUACUUUUUGCUGGUAUUGCAUUUUCUGUGGCUCUAUUUUCACAUGUAGUCAAUCAUACAAUAAUUCGUUUACAAAACGCUUUUUAUCAAUUACAUGAUGCUCGAACAAAAACAAAUGAAAAUGAUUCCGAAGAAGAAGAAGAACGUCGGCAGGCAGAAGCUAAAGAAAAACGACGUCGAAUGAAAAUGAUGAUGUCUCGACGUCGUCGACGAAGUGCUUCAUCAUCAGAUAAUAAAAGUGAUGAUCAAAGUGAACGUUCACUAUCUAAUGAGCGAUAUCAACGACGAGAUGAUUCAACAGAUGAAGAUAGAUCAGAAGAUGAAAUACCUGAUUAUCUUUCCGGAGAUUCAUCAGAUGAAAAUGAAGAAACAAAACAAACGGUUCGAGAUGAAAAAGAUAAAGAAGCUGAAGAAUUAGCAAUUAAAGUGGCACUUGAAGAAUUUAUGGAAAAAAUUAAACAAAGUGGCGCUGUUUUUCAUAAUAAUAAUGAUUCACAAUCAUCACAAACUUCACUUUUCUCAUUUACUGAUUUGUCAACACAUUUAUUUGCUGCAUUCGCUUCACAUGAUUGUCCAUCACCACUUUUUCUCAAUCAAACUUCCACUGCGGAUGAUCCAUAUUCAAUGCCAACAUAUAACUAUGAUCAAACAUUUAAAUCUAUUCUUAUUGGAAAUAAACAAAUUAAUGUGCCACCAGGAUUUGAACAUAACAGUGAUGCUUUAGCAGCCGCAGAAAUUGAACAAAAAAUGGCUGAGUUUGAACUCGAACCUAUUAUGGAUAAUUCAACGAAUGAACAACAACAAGAUCUUGAAAAUGAUCAAAAUACUCUUCAUCAUGGUACAAAAUUAAUAAUUGAAUUAUUGGAAAAUGAAUAUCUUCUCUCUGGUAUAAAAAUUUUUUGUGAUUGGCUUGCUGGAAAUAAACGUCUCCUUCAAAUGUUAUUACCUAUAUCACCUGGUCUAUGGUCAAAAUUAGCUUUAUUAUUAAAUUUUUUACCUCAUGAACGUGAUAUUCUGAAAAGUGGUUUAAUUCCUUCAAAUUCAUCGAUUUAUCCAUUAUUAAGUAAAUUUGUUGAAACAAAAGCUUUUGUUUUUCCAUCACCAAUGCUUGAUGAAGAUAUUCAAUUACGUGCAUUUCAAUCUUUAAAAGUUGAUCGAAAUUAUUUAAAAUUAAAUUUAAAUCAAUUAUCAUCAUUAAAUAAACUUGAAUCUACAAUAAUUCGUAUUUGUUCUCUACGUCGUUUUGGUUAUUAUGCAACAUCAAUAUUACCAAAUUCUCAAUUUAAUUAUGAUAAUGAUAAAUUAUCUUUUAUUGCUUCAAAUUCAUUUGAACAAGUAACAUCAACAAUAGAUUCUUCAUCAGAUAAAACAUCAGAAACAACUGUUGAUGAAGAACGUAAAUCACGUUUAAUGCGUGAUAUGGCUGCACUUCGUUUACAAGCUGAAAUAAGUCAAUUAGAAAAUAGUUUAAAAAAUGAAGAAUUUUCUUUACCACCUUAUCUUGUUAUUGAUUCAUCUGUUUUAUGUACAAAUCUUAAUUUAAUACAAAAAUUAGUUCAGUCACAACGUUUUAUUAUUAUUAUUCCACUUGUUGUAAUUGAUGUUCUUGAUGAAUUAAAGAAAGAACAACGCGAAGCACGUGAUGCUAUUCGAUGGCUUGAAAAUCAAUUUCGUCUUGGAAACAGAUUUAUUCGUACACAAGCCGUACAUGAACGAUUAACAAAUCAAAAUAAAAAAAAGAAUAAUAAAAAUAAAGAUUUUUAUCGUUUUCAAGAAAUUAUUGAUUGUUGUCUUUAUUUUACACAACAAAGUAAUCUUGAUAAACAAACAACGAAUAAUUCAAUAUCAACAGUCAAUUUACUUUUUGCAAGAUCAUUAACAAAUAAAGAGCAGCAAACAGUUGAAAAAGAUGGAGUAAUUGUACAACAUAUUGAUGAUUUUCAUCGCCGUUGGAAACAAUCAACACCCGAAAAAUAA
Messenger RNA from Rotaria sp. Silwood1, 3126 nucleotides. The record is from the annotation of a GenBank genome assembly. NCBI's taxonomy places the organism in Eukaryota, Metazoa, Rotifera, Eurotatoria, Philodinida, Philodinidae.